Molecule: messenger RNA, 1383 nt
Organism: Apiotrichum porosum
Lineage: Eukaryota; Fungi; Basidiomycota; Tremellomycetes; Trichosporonales; Trichosporonaceae
Exons: 2
Coding region: 1-1383 (460 amino acids)
Biological process (GO): secondary metabolite biosynthetic process
Molecular function (GO): monooxygenase activity; FAD binding
Source: RefSeq, a predicted model, not a curated record
AUGACUGCCUCCACACUUGCAAACGGCAACGGCUCCACCUCUGGACCCCUCCAGGUCCUCAUUGUCGGUGCGGGUCUUGGUGGCCUCUCGGCUGCCAUUUCCUGCACCAUGGCCGGUCACCAAGUGACGGUCCUCGAGCAGGCUUCCCAGCUUGGCGAGGUGGGCGCCGGUAUCCAGCUCACCCCCAACGUCACCCGCCUCCUUCGCAGGUGGGGUGUUUACGAGGAGCUCGCUCCCGUUGCCGUCAAGCCUGGAAACAUCUGGUUCCGCCGCUGGCAGACUGGCGAGCCCAUUGGCCUCACCAAGCUCGUUCCCAACUUUGAGCAGCAGUUUGACGCGCCUUACUGGGUUGUCCACCGCGCACACCUGCACGAGGCCCUUGUCAACCGCGCCCAGGCUGUCGGCGCUACUCUUCACGUCAACAAGCGCGUCACCGACAUUGACUUUGACAAGUCGACCGUCACCACCCACGACGGAACGGUCUACUCUUCCGACCUCAUUCUCGGUUGCGAUGGCCUCAAGUCUGUGACUCGCAAGCACUUCCUCGGUGAAGCCGACCUGGGACCCCGCGAGACCCCCUUCUGCGCGUACCGCUCCACGGUCCCCAUGGACCUCCUCCUUGCCGACCCCGAGCUCCGCCCACUCGUUGAGAAGGCCGACCUGUCCCUCUGGGUUGGCGAGCAGCGCCACGUCAUGUCCUACCCCAUUUCGGGCGGCAAGACGUUCAACAUGGUCCUCUCGCACCCCGACGACGGAUCGGCAACGGACACCCCCAAGCCACAGGAUGAGCUCCUCAAGGAGAUGCGCGACAACUACAAGGGCUGGGACCCCAAGCUCACCAAGAUCAUCUCGCUCAUUGACAAGACGACAAAGUGGAAGCUCCUCGCGUACCCUCCCAUCGACACGUGGCGCCACUCGAACGGCCACUACGUCCUCAUGGGCGACGCGUGCCACGCCAUGCUGCCAUACAUGUCGCAAGGCGCCGCCCAGGCCAUGGAGGACGCGGCGUCUCUCGGCCGCUGUCUCGCUCGCGCCGUGACCCGCAACGACAUCCCGGCCCUCACCCAGGCAUACGAGGACAUCCGCAAGACGCGCGCAUACCAGGUCCAGGCGCGCUCGGCGCUCAACGGCCACAUCUGGCACUACCCCGACGGACCCGACCAGCGCGCCCGCGACGCCGGCAUGGCCGCGUCCCUCGGCGACACCCACUACAUCCGCUGCACCAACCAGUGGUCCGACCCCGCGACCCAGAUCUGGCUGUACAACCACGACGCGGAGCGCGAGGCCGACCUCUUCCUGGACAACAAGGAGGCCAAGGCCGGCAUCAAGGUGGCGUCAAAGUCGGGUGUGCAGGAGAUGAGGGAUGCGGGUCUGCUGCCUUAG